Messenger RNA from Hirundo rustica (Barn swallow), 2184 nucleotides. It is a transcript of the gene PVALB, whose product is annotated as parvalbumin. The transcript has 4 exons. Lineage: Eukaryota; Metazoa; Chordata; Aves; Passeriformes; Hirundinidae. Gene Ontology annotation, cellular component: cytoplasm; nucleus. Gene Ontology annotation, molecular function: calcium ion binding. The record is from RefSeq and is a predicted model, not a curated record. The coding region runs from base 310 to 642 and encodes 110 amino acids.
UGCUCCAGUAAGGCUUAGGCUCCAGCCUCCCAGGGAGCGACCCCCACCUCCAUCCUCCCCCACCCCAGUCAUCCCCGUGCCCUCGCUUUAGCUGAACCCUCGAGUCUAUGCACUACUGGGAGCUCUGCAAACUGGAGAACGACAGCUCACAGCACUUAUCCACACAGAGCUAUAGAGCUGGCACGGGUCCAACCUUUCCCGGUGUGCCAUCCCCACACAGCACUGCAGCUUUGGUCAUAUGAGCAGAAAUGAUGAGAAAAGCACUUUUUAAUCUUUUCGCACUCGCUUCCCUGUUCAAACAGUUGCAGGAUGGCUAUGACUGACUUGCUCAGCGCUGAGGAUAUCAAGAAGGCUGUGGGAGCCUUUUCAGCGGCUGAGUCUUUUAACUACAAAAAGUUUUUCGAGAUGGUAGGAUUGAAAAAGAAGAGCCCAGAAGAUGUGAAGAAGGUUUUCCAUAUUCUUGAUAAAGAUCAGAGCGGUUUCAUUGAAGAGGAAGAAUUGAAGUUUGUCCUGAAGGGCUUUACCCCAGAAGGAAGAGACCUAUCAGACAAAGAAACGAAGGCUCUUCUGGCUGCUGGAGAUAAAGACGGUGACGGUAAAAUUGGCGCUGAUGAAUUUGCAACUAUGGUGGCUGAAUCAUAAAGGCUUUGACCAAUGCAAACCCUUCACCCAUCCUUCACUGCCCAAUUCCAACCACCUCCUGCUGACUGCUUUGGCUCCUGUUCUAUUUAUUUAUGUUAUUUUAUACUCCAGCUCUGUUCUCCGCUAUCCUGCAACUCUGUAAUUGUGCUGAAACACUGUUAAAAUAAUAAAGGUCACAUCAAUCUGGGCUUUCUUCUCUCACUACAACUUGUUUCUUGUUUCACGUAGGCUUGGCACACGCUGAGAAAAAAUGUUACUGUUUUUUUUUUGCUGACAUCCCUGCUGCUUUAUCCCCAGCUAGGGUAAAGUAGGAAGAAAUUUUAAAAAUUAUUUGGGAUAAAACAUGCAUAUAAUGAGUCAUUCAGUCCAAGUCCUGAACUGUGGCAAAACUGACUGCAUUAUUUCUAAGCCAUCCCUGCUAAAUGGAUGCAUACUCACAGCCUGGAAAAUCUCUAGUGAUGGCAAAUCUCUAGUGAUGGCAAUUACCCAACUUCAUUUGGCAGUUUGUUCUUUCAACUUAAUCAGUGUUAUAGCUAAAAAAGUAUUUCCUAAUAUUUAAACUAUCUCCCCUGCUGCAUUUUGGUGAUCAGUAAAUUGAUCGUUGUCUGUAUAAUUUGUUAAAUUUGCCUGGUGCAGGGGGGUUUUUGGAUAAAAGGUUUGACAGGAAUAUCAGUUGGUGCCAAUCAUACAUGAAGAUAACUUCGUAAAUUAUUAAAAAGCACUCACUUCUGAAACACAGGGUAUGUUUACUAGCAAUGUUAUACAACUAUCUAGGACAGAAAGAAUGGCAUACUCACGAGAAAUAACAGUAUGAAUUUCAGGAAAAAGAACACCAAGAUUCAGGGGAGACACUGCAGAAUCCCACUGUUAAAACAGCAAAUCAGAGAAUCCCAUAAAAAAGAAUUUAUUCUAAAACUUUACCAGAGAAGUGAAUAUCCUCUUUGGAGUUACAUAUAGGAAAUUGAGACUUAUGCUAAGGAAAUGAUUACCCAAUAGUAAGCCUAUGACAAAGCUCAAUACUCAUUUCCCAAAUCCUGUUCAGUAACUUUGGCACCAAGGUUAUGCUUUUUUACCUGUGUUGUUGGGGGAUGUUUUGCUUUUAAAGCAAAGACUAAAGCAGGGGGAAAAUCCUUUCAGGCAAUAUCUUCCCCACAUCUUGACAGGACAUUGAUUAUUCCUGCAGUAAAAAGGAAAGGUACUUUCCAUUUCUGUAUUUCAAACUAUUCCCUGCAGCAAUAAUACCUUAUUCAAUUCAGAUUUAUUAUCACCAAUUUAGCAGAGACAGAUAAGACUGAAACCCUGCCAUCAUCACACUGUACAGAAUACCAUAAUCUGCCACAGAGAUUACCCAAAGCUACUCGGGAAGCCAGUAAACAUUCCCUAAAGCCAUUCUAGAUCCCCACUCCGUAGUAACUCGCAAGGAAGACUUUUUGCUGAAGAUGCUGUGCGUUCAAAAGAAAUCCUUUGGUUUUGCACACUGUAUAUACGGUUCUGAAGGAUGUAUUGAUUUUUAAGUAUUCUAAAUAAAGCAGAUGAAAACGG